Hipposideros armiger (great roundleaf bat) is the source of this 651-nucleotide messenger RNA. Its product is annotated as calcitonin gene-related peptide 1-like. The record is from RefSeq and is a predicted model, not a curated record. Gene Ontology annotation, biological process: regulation of cytosolic calcium ion concentration; adenylate cyclase-activating G protein-coupled receptor signaling pathway. Gene Ontology annotation, molecular function: calcitonin receptor binding; hormone activity. Lineage: Eukaryota; Metazoa; Chordata; Mammalia; Chiroptera; Hipposideridae. Bases 91 to 468 code for a protein of 125 amino acids. Gene Ontology annotation, cellular component: extracellular region. The transcript is spliced from 5 exons.
ACUUCCACAGUGCUGUCGACUGACGCCAACGCUGACUCCGCUGCCGCGGUCUCCAUUCCAAGCCACCUGCUACCUGCUGCCAGAGACAUCAUGGGCUUCUGGAAGCUCUCCCCCUUCUUGGCUCUUGGCUUCUUGCUCAUGUACCAGGUGGGCAUCUUCCAGGCAGCUCCAAUCAGGCCUGCCGAGGAGAACCAUGAAUACCAUAUGUCACUCAGCGAUGAGGAAUCAGACCUCCUGCUGGCUGAGCUGGUUAACAGCUACAUGAAGAGUGUGGCCAUUGAGCAGGAGAAGGGGACUGAGGAUGCUGGCUUCACUGUCCUGAAGAGAGCCUGCAACACUGCCACCUGCUUGACCCAUAAGCUGGCUGGCUUGCUGAGCCAAACUGGAAGUGUGGCAAAUACAAACCUGUUGCCCCCUGAUAUGGUUGCCAAACGCCCUGGCCGGAAAGCCAGGGACCUUGAUGCUUGAGCAGCUAGCUCCAGGAAGAAGAUCACCAUGAAGCUGAACUCCACUCCUUUUCAUUCAUAGUAAAAGCACCUUGUAGGAAAGCAUGGAAGACACACACAUAUGCAUGCUUCUUCAUACUGAAAUCCUUCUUUCAUGUUUAAAAUAAAUUAAAGCUGCAUGAUAAUAAAGCUUUAUUGCAAUGAC